AUGCUCAUUGUGACCUUAUUUAUCGUCUAUUUCAUCUCAUCCUUGGUGAUAGCAUCAGCACAGUGGCAGCAAUGCGUGGAUCCUGUCGUGGGUUUCGACAAGGCCAAGAAUGUUGAAUAUUUUCCCAGCAACAUACCGUAUUUUUCCGACUACUCCAAAACCAUCACGAAUUUCCAGUCUCACAAAUACUACGCUACUUUAGAAGUCCUAUCAAAGCCGUCAGUGAUGGUAAAAGUGUUGCUCGUGCGCUGUGGCACUGAAGACCCGACGGUCAGCAACCCGGACAGUUUUGCCGACUACAUCAAAGUGAAAACGCCAGUUAAAGAGAUGGGACUCACUGAGACUCUUAUGGUUGGAAUACUGGAUAAAGGCCUUGGUAAACUGACUACUGUUAGUGCUUACCUCAACAAGGCCGAUCUGCUUCUACCUAAAGAACCUCUACUGCAAGCCCGUCUACCUCAGAUUAAAACUUGGCAAUGCACUGCUACCUCAACUGAGGCCGAGUGCAAGAAGGAGCCAGGCUGUUCAUUCUCCUCAGGGAAAUGCACUGGUGCUUUUGGGGGACCUAAUAAUGCAACAAAACUCAACGAACUAGAUUUAUCCGCAGUGAUGGUAUCUGCUGGGUCGGUAGAGUCGUAUAAGGCUGUAACAAAGACUCCUAUAUUACCAUUUAGUGAUCGCUACGAGGCUAGUCCGCUUGGUCGGCUCACGUGGAUCCUAUUUAUGGGUUUACUAACAGAUACCUAUAGUACUGCUGCAUCACAUUUCCUGAGCACAAGAUCCAGCUAUAUGCAAGCUUCAGCGCUCGCUGCAAGGGCGUCGUAUAAGCCUUCAGUGUGGAUGGGCAGUGCAUUUCAAGGCAAAGUUUGGUAUUUUCCUAAGCCUGAUUCCUAUGUGGCGCGUAUGAUGGAGGACGCUCAUGUUUACUAUAUGUUCUCUGAGGAGAAUACUAAAGAGCUCAGCAAGAAUAUUCAAACUAUCGCUGCAUCCGGCCAGAUUAACAACAGUGUCGUUGCUCUGGAAGGCCCUAGUGAUACUGCUAUAUACGCGCAAGGUGCGGAGUACUAUAUCCCCAGGGCGGGCUUGAAUGAAAAUAAAGUUUCUGAAGUAGUCGCCCUCAACACUGCGGUAGAUAUUAAGACUUGGCGAGCUAUUCGCUGUGGGGGAGGCCUCAUAGACUACAAUAAGGGUGGUUUUCCGAAUCCAGUAUUUUACGAUGGAAUUUUGAAUCCUGAUCUUCUUUUGAAGGAUGUGAUUUAUUUAACUCAUCCUGAUUUGAGAGGAGCACUAGACUACGAGACCGUAUACUACAUGGCGUAUGAACAGGACCUGCCCGAUCUCACGUGUCCAGUGCCGGCUCGUAUUCCGGUGGUACCACCUCGGAAUGGGAAGACUACUGUUGUGUCCAACUAUAAGAUUAGUGGUAUUAGAAGGCAACUUAUUGAUAUAGGCCUGUACGAGGCCUCGGGGCCUGGGAAGGUGUCACUGUAUGAAAUGCUCAAAUCUAAGUUCGGUUCGGAAGAGCUCAAUCUGGGGUUUGUAUCUAACAUAGAAAGCGGGCGUAGACGUCUUGAGGAGAAUGCUGAUGAUGACGAGCUUGUACUCAAAGUUGUUGCUGUGAUGGCCGUCGGAGAGGCUUCGAACGGCAUCGGCUAUGCUGAAAACGACGCGGCGAAUUCUAUCACUGAGUGGUUAAAAGGCCAAUCGGAUGAAGGAGGAUCUCCCCGUGCAGUACUCGACGGAGAGCCUCUGGUAUAUCGCCGAGGUGCUGAAGCCCAGACUGGGAAAGAAGGGCUUUCCUCGGGUGCAGUGGCUGGUAUUACUCUUGCUUCUGUCGCGGUUUUCCUACUUAUAAUUUUCAUCGCAUAUCUCUUAUACAGGAGAUAUCGUAAAAAGGGCGAGGAAGAGGAACGCCUUCGUAGGAGCUCGGAAGAGGGGGACCAUGCUGAUGUGGAGGAUCCUUCUGUUGGUGAGGCUGCGAGCAUUGUUGUGGACACUCCUCAAGCCCCAUCGGGUCGCCCGACGUAG
This is a messenger RNA of Perkinsus marinus ATCC 50983, 2028 nucleotides long. RefSeq lists its product as hypothetical. The transcript has 15 exons. The record is from RefSeq and is a predicted model, not a curated record. The coding region runs from base 1 to 2028 and encodes 675 amino acids. Lineage: Eukaryota; Perkinsozoa; Perkinsida; Perkinsidae.